This is a messenger RNA of Lycium ferocissimum, 1403 nucleotides long. RefSeq names its product cinnamoyl-CoA reductase-like SNL6. Bases 148 to 1233 code for a protein of 361 amino acids. Lineage: Eukaryota; Viridiplantae; Streptophyta; Magnoliopsida; Solanales; Solanaceae. The record is from RefSeq and is a predicted model, not a curated record. The transcript has 5 exons. Gene Ontology annotation, biological process: steroid biosynthetic process. Gene Ontology annotation, molecular function: 3-beta-hydroxy-Delta5-steroid dehydrogenase (NAD+) activity.
AUAGAUGUCCUCUCUCGCUCUCUCUCUCUCUCUCUCACACACACUCUUUGAAGUUGUUUAGUUCUUCUUGGAAACUGAAACAGUUAUCUAAUUAACUGCUCGAAUCAGCUUUUAAGAAUCUUAAUUAAGCUAAUUCCACAAGUGAUUAUGGGAAUAUUACGGCCAGAUGAGAGCAAAAGGAUAGAGAUUGAGGAAUUUCGCCGCAUGCUUCUUGAUAAUUAUGUAGAGGUGCAUACCAAUUAUAAGGCCAAAUUAGUUGAGGAAGAAUUUAUUAAUAAUCAAGGAGUUGUGAUGCCGGCAGUACAACAAGUUGAAGAGAAGAAAGUGUGUGUCACAAGUGGCGUAUCUUUCCUUGGUAUUGCUAUUGUUAAUCAACUCUUACUCCGAGGCUACUCUGUACGUGUUAUUGUCGACAAUCAAGAGGAUUUGGAAAAGUUAAGAGAUAUGGAAAAUUCUGGUGAAAUGAGAGAGUCCAGCAACAGCAUAGAAGCAGUUAUGGCAAGUCUUACACAAGUUGAAACCUUAUCGGAAGCUUUCAGAGAUUGCUGUGGCGUCUUCCACACCGCUGCCUUUGUCGACCCUGCUGGCCUUUCUGGUUAUACUAAAUCAAUGGCGGAAAUAGAAGUUACAGUAAGCAAGAAUGUAACGGAGGCAUGUGCAGCUACAUCUUCAGUUAGAAAAUGCAUCCUCACGUCUUCACUUGUAGCCUGUAUAUGGCAAAAUAUUGGCUCUAAUUCACGUACAAUUGAUCAUGAUUGUUGGAGUGAUGAGUCUAUCUGCACAAAUAAGAAGUUAUGGUAUGCUCUGGGCAAGCUGAAGGCAGAAAAAGUUGCAUGGAAUGUAGCUGAGAAGAGUGGAUUUAAGCUGGCCACCAUUUGUGCUGGUCUAGUAACUGGCUCUGCAUUCUUCACCAGGAAUCCCACCUCUACAAUAGCUUAUCUUAAAGGAGCUCAAGAAAUGUUCAAAAAUGGACUACUGGCGGCAGUUGAUGUCAACAGAUUAGCCAAGGCACAUGUAAUGGUGUUUGAAGAAAUGAACAAAACAGCUUUUGGGAGAUAUGUCAGCUUUGAUAAAGUAAUUAAGAGUGAGGAUGAAUUUGAAAAAUUAGCAAGAGAGACGGGUAUAGAAAUUGGGGUAAACUCCUUCACAGUCACUAGAAAUGAUAUUAAGUUGUCAAAUGUUAAGCUUUCCCGUUUAAUGUCCACAACAUUUAGGUGUAUUAGUGAGCACUAGCUCGUAGCUCCUAUAGAAGGAAAAAAACUCGUUGAAUUUGCCUCUAGUGAAUUUAUAGUCUUUUUUUUCCGUAGUGAAUUUAUAGUCUUUAAGUUACAAAAUUUUGCACUACUAAGUUUAAAAUGUCAUAGCAGGUUAAUUAUCAUUUUAAUUACAUUACCAAUUUUCUU